Messenger RNA from Melozone crissalis (California towhee), 1046 nucleotides. RefSeq names its product N-acetyltransferase 8-like. The transcript has 2 exons. Gene Ontology annotation, molecular function: N-acetyltransferase activity. The record is from RefSeq and is a predicted model, not a curated record. Bases 381 to 1040 code for a protein of 219 amino acids. NCBI's taxonomy places the organism in Eukaryota, Metazoa, Chordata, Aves, Passeriformes, Passerellidae.
GGCAUCAUCGGCAGGGGCAGCAGCGCUUCCCGCUCGGCGCCUGCGCUCGCCGCGCACCGGAGCCUCCGCCGGCCUCGGCACGGCCCAAACCGGGGGUGUCCCCCCCCGACCCCGUGCUGCCACCGGAGCCCCCCAAAUCCUGCCGGACCCCCCACCCUGAGCGGCGCAGAACGAUGGGCUGAACGCACCCGGCAGCUCGCAGGCACAGGCCGGGCCGGGGGUGCGCCAAACAAAGACCCCCCACCCAAAACAAACAUCCCCUGGGGGUGCUCAGGGGGUCACCGAGCCCCCCUCGGGCCGUGAGGGACCCCCCGGUUGUCCCCGAGGAGCCGCCGGUGCCGGUGUGAGGAGCGGCAGCGCCGGGAGCAGCAGGUGCCCCCAUGGCGUCGUUCCGCAUCCGGCAGUACCAGGAUCAGGACUUUGAGGCCGUGCGGGCGCUGUUUGCCCGCGGCAUCCUGGAGCACGCCCCGGCCGGCUUCCGGCACAUUCUGCGGGCGGCGCGGGUGCGCCUGGCACUGCUGGCCGUGUUCGUGGCGGCGCGGGCGGCCGCGGGCUCCUGGGUGCUGGGGCUGGGCGCGGUGGCGCUGGCGCUGGUGCUGCUCUGGGUGCUGGUGCGCUCGCUCAGCGCCGACUACGUGCGCGAGGCGCUGGGUACCGACCUGUGCGACGUGCCCGGCACGUACCUGCGCCCGCUCGACUGCCGCUUCUGGGUGGUUGAGGAGGCCGGCACCGUGGCGGCCAUGGUGGCGGCGGUGCCCGCCGGCCGCGGCGAGCUGGAGCUCAAGAGGAUGUCGGUGAGCCGGGAGCACCGGGGCCGCGGGCUGGCGCGGGCGCUGUGCCGGGAGGUGCUGGCGUUCGCCCGUGCCCGCGGGUACGGUGCCGUGGUGCUCAGCACCUCCAUGGUGCAGGUGGCGGCGCAGCGGCUCUACGAGGGGCAGGGCUUCCGCAAGGUGGGCACCUCGUACCCCUCGCUGCUGGGCACCUUGCUGAACUUUCAGAUCUUUCACUACCGCUGUGACCUGGGCGAUGGAAAUAAGUAGGGCCUG